Molecule: messenger RNA, 888 nt
Organism: Ogataea philodendri
Lineage: Eukaryota; Fungi; Ascomycota; Pichiomycetes; Pichiales; Pichiaceae
Exons: 1
Coding region: 1-888 (295 amino acids)
Cellular component (GO): cytosol; nucleus
Molecular function (GO): RNA 7-methylguanosine cap binding; mRNA binding
Source: RefSeq, a predicted model, not a curated record
AUGUCUGACUUUGCAACAAAGCUGACCACAGUGGUCCACGACGACGACCAGAUGGAGGUCGAGUCGGCCGAGCUUCCUCCUCAUCUUGUGCAACUCGGACACACCGAGCCAGAGCCUGCUUCGGAGCCACUGAACACAUCCAACGAGCCUGACGAACAUGACCCUAGCGAACCAAGACCGGGGUGUUUGCUGCUAUUGGGCGUUGACGAGCUUGACACCAGAGCCAUCAAGCUUUACAUCGAUUCCUUUUUGAAGCCCGACCUCAAAUUCGAAAACAGAGAGGAAUAUGCCAAGUUCAACUACACUUUGGAAUGGGUGAACGACAAGAGCAUCAAUAUCGUGUUUGAACAGCCCGAGUCCGCUUUGGAGGCCCUGAAACUGCUUUCUGAGGUGUCAGAGGGCCUGAAUCCCGAACAGGAGAGAACGGCAAUGGAAUAUAUUAGCGACGACCCCAAUUUCAACGACCAGAACGUCAGAUUGUCUAUCAGACAGAGUUAUUACGGAGACCGGAAGGUGAAAGGAGCAAGAAACCAAUCUCGAUACUACUUGAUUCACGGAGAGCCCGAACCUGGCCAGAGACAAAGAAGUUACCGUAAUCGUCGGGGAGGACCACGCAAUGGAGGCAGAUCUCGCGGACCGGAUUUGAUCACGGGAGAAGAUACAGGACCGAUCGAAGAAGAGCAAGACUAUUCGAGGAGACUGGAGGUUUCUGGACACUGGGACCAGUCGAGAUCUCGCAGACCGCCUCGUGGACCAAGAAGAGAAAGAGGCCGUGGCAAGUACAGAGAGAGAGAAAGACCAAGAGCAGGAAAUCGCGACGACGAGGGCGACCUAUUCCCAGAUUUCCUGAAAAAUAGAGACAGAUCACCAGCCAGAAUGGAAGAGUAA